GUCUUAGUAUUUAGUCUUAUUGGUUUAUAAGAAAGCCUUCGUAACAUUCUCCGUAAUCUAAUGUCAAACUUCGUUAAUAGAAGUAAGUUACUUUCUAAUAAUCAAUACAGAGAACAAAAGCACUGGCACAUUUAAAUGCUGCUGUUUUCAUUGCUCAUACAGAAGUACUAUUCUGUAUUGGACAUCGUAAUGGACAUCGUACUGGACGAACCAGUCAUUUCCUUUAUGUAAUUUUGAAAGCAAUACAGUUGUCAAGAAUAAGUACCUUUUUACCAUUAACCAUCGUCAUUAUACUAAUUUAAUUGUAAAACACUCGCAAAACAUAUUAAAUCACUAUCUACUCUUCAAAUUGUCACUGUUUUGUGCUUUCAUUCAGUUACGUCUAGCUUCGUUACCACAGACCGACAACCUCUAAACAACAAUUUCUGUUCCUCUAAGAAUUCUCGGUUCUUCGGAGUCUAACGAAUGUCAGACAUACUGAAGAAGAGAAAAAGCCCUAUACCUGUUAAUACAAACAGGGCUAAACGUUUAUUUUUAGAAAAACACGGGACGACUUCACAAAAAACUCAAUUUCCUGCCUUCGAAUGGAUUCGAGGUGAACGAAGCUCUGUAAGGAUUCUUUUAAAAAGCUUGAAUCCCAAAAUCCGGAAUGAUACUGGAAUACACGGAAUAGUGGAUCACAGAAGUGGUAAUGUAUUAUUGAUAUCCCAAACAGCAUGUUAUGUCUUCUCUUACACAUAUUCUCCUGGAAUUGACGAACCUCCUACAGUUGUGUUUCCCUUGCCUAAUGACAGUGAUGCAAUCAACACACAAUACAGGCCGUUAGCCUCGUUCGUACCAGCUGGUGCCUCAACAGGAGAUACGGGUCUUCUCAUUGUUUUGCCUGUGAGUGGACGAAUUGGUUACUGGAAUACCAUUGCUAGUGCAGCUGCUCAAUACCUAGUGCGACCCAAAGGAUUUGAAGCCAAGCUCGCACUUACAAAAAACGAGUACUGUCUUUCCCUCACAGUAGCCGGCCGGUGUUCGUUUGUCGUCGCGACAAACUUGAAUCGUUUUUUCCUCAUUCAAGUGACUGAUGCAACUGGUCAUCCCAGCCUUUCCGUUCAUCUGUUCUCCGGCACUUCAGAAUGGAUGACAAAAUGCCUCAAAUCGCUGCACCUGUUAUCGCCAAAGUAUUGUGCCAAGUUUCUGUAUCUCAAAACACACGAACAGAGACACGCGCAGGAGUCCAUCUUAUAUGCCGCAGAUGAAACUGGCCUCAUCGAUCUGUAUGACUUCCAUCCUACACAUCCUCGAUUAAUCGCCCAAAUGGACUUACGUACACUGUUUUUGAAAACUUUAAAAGAAGGCGGUGCUUCAACACACGAUUUCAUGGUCCAUGACCUUGCACCUGUUCCAAAUAAACUGCGCCGGAUAAUGGUGCUUACGUCGUGGCAGAAAAAGCAACAUCGUCAUUAUGUCCUUUAUACUUGCGACUUUUUGGACACUACAAAACCGAAAAUUAUAUACAUCUAUUCCCUUUCCUCUUACACUUCAACACACAUGGAAGAACCAAAGCUUUACAUUCCGAAGCCUGGAUGCUUUGCAUUUUGUGUUUUUGAAGGCGCAGCUGUCAUGUUGGAUAUGCAAAGUUCGGCGUCGGGUCUCAACUGGUUGCAUGAAGAUCCUAUUUACAUAAAAAAGAACGAAUACGGAAGGGUAAUAGCUUCUGGCAGCGAAGAUAUCAUUGUAGAUGAAUCCUCUGGCAAGGUCUUGCGAAAUCCCGCCUGUCUUUUGGUCGUUCAAGGCUCUGGCGUUCUGCGUUUUGAAGCGAAUAAGUCUUCAAGAAUACUGGAUCUUAAAAACCUUCUGAAAAACAAAAUUGAACAAGCCGUUUUCUAUGGAUAUCUUCCGGGUGUUCCUUUGGACUUUUCCUUAAAGCACUACAAACAUCUUUUGAAUGGAGACAACGGUACUAUUCUUUUAGCUAUUGGUAACGAGAUUAUGGGCUCAACUUCUUCUUACUUACCAUCCAUUCUCCCCUCUAUCAGUCAUCACCUGGGCUUAAGAGUUCAAUACCUCACGAAUCUCAUACAUUACGCCCUUUCUAUGGGCGAGUCUGCUGAUAGUACGACUGUUAUAUCCAUCCGUACGAUGGCCGAAAAAUGCUAUGCUGCAAAGUCUGUGUGGAUGAGUGUGGAUGCUCGGUACACUAGUUAUUCCCAAUCUCUGGUGCUCUCAAGGAUACUGCUAAGAAUGACUGAAAGUAACGAUUCUGCAAAUGCAACUCGAGAAUGGUUUAUCGGACAUGUAAAUGAGAUUGAGAAUCUUAUAACGCAAGCUCAUGAUUAUUGUGUUGAUUCGGCAUCGCGCGUCCAGGAAGACCCAUUUUUAGUCCUCAAUGUGAUUCUCGAAGCAAACGAAAUCAUUCUCGCUAUCCAGGCCUCCGCAACAAGUUUCCGCGAGAAAAUGACAAACCUUCUUCACAUUCAAUCAAGUCCUGAUGGAAAAGUUGAGCCUUGGACGUCCACACGCAAUAUUUUGAGUAUCUUGUCAAAACAGUUUGAGUUGACGCAAUCAGCAUUAACUCAGUAUCAACAUGGUUCCGUCUUUACUGACAUUGAACUGCAAAACGAUAAACGCGUCGAGCUUUCGUCUGCUUUAUCGAAUAUGAAUGUUCAGUUGGUCGCUCUCACACAAGUCUGUUUUGAUGCGUUUUCCGAACGAAUUGCCUGGUACAAAGUGAAGGGUGCCGAGUUUAAUGAAGAAGAAAAAUCGAUCCAAGAGAUUUUCCAUGUCAACAGAAAGUUCUGGAUCCAAACGCUUAUUGACAUUGGAAAGGAAGACAGUACAUUGCGGAUUGCGGAAAAAAAUCUGGACUAUCGUUCACUUGUGGAAUUGUGUUUUCAAUUUCACAAGAAUUCCUCUGAUUUUAAGCUGGAAGAGCGACUUUCCUUGUACAUUCAGAAGUUUGGCAAAGAUUUUGCGUUUGUUUUGUAUGACUAUUGUGUGGAAAAGGGUAUGUUAAAGGAAUUGUUGGAUGAAAAAACGUCUCAUUCGGAAUAUCUUUCCGAGUACUUCGCGAAAACAGAUUUCAACGUGAUUGCUUGGAUUUAUGAUCUCCAUCAAGAACAGUAUUUGUCGGCAGCUCACCGCUUAAUAGCAUUGGCUUCACAAAAGGAUGUAAGCCUUCACAAAAAGAAAGUCGAUUUGUGUUUGGGAAAGCUAUGCUAUUUGUCAGAGCCAAACACAGCACCUCUAGAGACUGAAAUGGUUCAGAUUGAACAAAACUUAGACUUCAUCGAUAUUCAAAAUUAUGUGCUCAAGCAAAUGAAGCCCAUAUUACGGAAAAUGAAGCAUCAGGGAAAGAAGCGUCUCUUAAUCGAAGCAACGAUCGAUCAUGUUUGUGACAACAAACCCAUUCCCGCCAUUGCUAAGCAAGUAAUGCAACGAGUUUUGCGACGGUUGUUGUCCAACGAACCGGUUACCGCUAUUGAAAUGAUUGACUACCUAACUUUCUCGCUUUAUCGGACACGCAUCGAGCGGGAGGAGCAACUUGACUACUACUUGGCCCUACGUCUUCUGUCGUACACUCAAUUAUCGAAAGCCACACACGAUUUCUUCGAGCGCACCAUCUGGCGUCGAGCCAUGCUUCAAGACUAUUGGCCUCGGAUUCUUGAUUUGCGCAACAAGACUGACGCUGCUAUUGAGGCGGACAUACAGAGUUCUGCUCUGUAUCAAACGCUUGAGUUGUGCGUCGUCAAUGAUCUUUUUGAGACCAGACGUGUCCAUCUCCUGCAGCCUCGAGAGUGGGUUUUCAAAGGCACCGCACAAGAGGUUGAAUCAUUCUAUCCACUGGCUCUCUAUGGAAAUGCAGAAGAGGUGGUGAAGACGUUGAACCGUGAAACUGCCAAUCUGGAAAAAGUCCUUGAUCGUACACAGUUUGAUGAAUGGUUUCAAAGCAUUUGCGCCUCUAUUCGUUUAGGAUAGUUUUGUAGUAUAUAUGGAUGAAUAGAAGAUGUAUUUGAAGUUUUAUUCUACAUUCUCACAA
Messenger RNA from Schizosaccharomyces japonicus yFS275, 4030 nucleotides. RefSeq names its product nucleoporin Nup132. Bases 466 to 3969 code for a protein of 1167 amino acids. NCBI's taxonomy places the organism in Eukaryota, Fungi, Ascomycota, Schizosaccharomycetes, Schizosaccharomycetales, Schizosaccharomycetaceae. The record is from RefSeq and is a predicted model, not a curated record. Gene Ontology annotation, molecular function: structural constituent of nuclear pore. Gene Ontology annotation, biological process: poly(A)+ mRNA export from nucleus; replication fork processing; mitotic recombination-dependent replication fork processing. Gene Ontology annotation, cellular component: nuclear periphery; mitotic nuclear bridge midzone membrane domain; nuclear pore outer ring. The transcript is spliced from 2 exons.